Molecule: messenger RNA, 2424 nt
Organism: Theileria equi strain WA
Lineage: Eukaryota; Apicomplexa; Aconoidasida; Piroplasmida; Theileriidae
Exons: 1
Coding region: 1-2424 (807 amino acids)
Cellular component (GO): membrane
Molecular function (GO): lipase activity
Source: RefSeq, a predicted model, not a curated record
AUGAAUGUAGUCGUAGUAUUACUAAUUGUCUGCGGCUACUUUGGGUCUUUUUGUGCCAAAAACCUUGGACAAGGCUCCAAAGUACAGCCUGCAGUUCAAUCCAAUUUUGAGGCCAAAGAUGCCGUUCUUGAUAUUUCAAAGAUAGAUGAUGAAAAAAUCGAUACUAUCAUCCAAAAACCUUAUAAAUUGAUAAAGAGUACACACUUUGCCAAAAAUGGCUAUAGAAUAUCCUCCGUGGUGGAGGGAAAAUUAUCUGUAUGGAAACGUGAACAGUUCGACUGCGACUACAUUAUUGUAAUUAGACGUAAAAAGGGGAAAAAGGGUUCUAGAAGCACUAACUCUAGGCUGAUUGCUGUUUAUCUAAAAGACGAUGAAGGGAAAAAGAUUGAAUUGCAUUUUGAAAAACCAGGAUCUGUGUGGAAAUCUGUAGAUAAGGAAGAUUUUUAUGAUAAAUUCCACAGAAUGGUAACCUUAAGUUCAACUUUGACUUCUGUUGUCUUGAGCCUAACUGGGUACAAUAGCCGAUAUCUUUUCUACUCUACGAAUUCACCUGACUUCCCUUUUGCUGUCUACGCACCAAAUGUAGGCUAUCGCAUUACAAAGGUGAUAUAUCACACCGCUUUAGGACAUAGGGAUAAUGACUUUCAUUAUGUGUGGAAGAAAGGUACAGGUGAAAGGUGUGUAUACGCUUCAUUUUAUCCUAGGGAAAAUCAUAAGGUAGGAUAUCUCCUCAUAGAAACUGAGGAUGGUAGUAUAAAAGAAAAGUUUUAUAUCAAGGGAAGAUCUUGGGGUUGGAAUAGUACAAACAAGGAAACGUAUAUUGAGAAGCUAAAAGAGGCUGGGUUUGACUCCUCAACAUUUGAUAAUAGGAUUGUGCUCAAUGUUAAUGAACCAACUGAAACCCACUAUUAUAAACAUCCAUAUAUGGGUAAUGAUUCGGAUAUGACUUUAUAUACCGUUCUUCCUGGGCUACGUUUGACCAAGAUAGUAGAUGAUGAUAAACAGGUAAUUUGGGCUUCAGAAAAAGGAAGCUACUGUGUAUUCAUCAGUAUCUUUACAUCCAAGGGAUCGCCCCGUUCAUUUUACAUGUUGGUUACUGAUGAGGAACAUAACCGUGAUUCUUUAUACUAUGCAAAGAAAGAAGAUGGUGUUUGGAUUAGAAUUGAUAGGUAUGCCUAUUAUUCUAUGUUUUAUCAUCCAGAGCCAUCGGUAUAUACGCACAGAAACAAGAACCUUAUUGAUGAUAAAGGUAAUCGCAAAGUUGUAAUGAGUAGUUUUAGGAACAAGGAUGGUCUAAAGAUUGCAACGUAUGCCUCUAGAGUAGAGAAUGCUAAAGCGGACGUCAUUCUCAUUCACGGUGUUCGUUCGUAUUUUGCAUCUGAAUUUGGUUCAAUUGCUAUAGAUUGGAAUUAUAAAAAUUUGGAUUUUCCGCUAUUUCCGGAUGUCCACAAAUUUACAAAGGAACAUUUUUUGUUUGAUCAUGAUAUGAGCCAUGGUUUAAAUUAUGCAGAGACCUACAGGGAUGUAUUUGACUACAAGCCAUAUGAAGGCCAGGAUGCCUUUGAGAUGAUGCCUAGGUGUGAAUAUAUCGGUAGUGGAAUAAAAUUUUUAAAUGACAUUGGGUAUAAUGUAUAUGGCUAUGAUCUUCAAUCGCAUGGCUUCUCUGAAGGAUUCAAACCAUAUCGCAGAUGUCAUGUGAAAGCGUAUGAUGAUUAUCAUUUUGAUGCUAUACAGUUUGUCAGUAUAGUGAAGAGAGGUAAAUUUGAUGACACAAGUGAAAAGUGGGAUGAAGAACUAUUAUACACGGACUUUCCUAACAGGCGAAAGGUAUUCUUUUGGGGAAACUCCAUGGGUGGUAAUAUUACCAUGAGGGCCGUCCAGGAAUUCUACAAGCGUGCAAAGAAUCAAAAUGAUAAACUUGUAGACGGUGUUAUCGGUACAUCUCCCAUGUUGAAUAUCGAUACAAAUCUAGACACGUGGUAUAAGCAAUGGGGAAUGCAUAUCAUCAGAUUCCAGACAUGGUGCCAUCCUGAUCGUAUAGAUUAUUAUCAACCCUUUAUCGAUUAUGCAGAGUCUUUCGACCUAUUUUUCAGGUUCAGGGACCCUCUGUUUUUCUUCAAGAAGACCACAUUCAGAUCAUUGUACGCUCUCUUUGAGGGGUCCUGGGAUGUAAACAAGGAAGAAAAUCUGAAAUACUAUCCAAAGGACCUCCCAACUCUAUUUAUCAACUCUAAAAAGGACGUGAUCUGCUCCAUAGUUGGUCCGUACAACAUGAUGGAGAGAUAUCUGACCAGGGAGACUACAAAACUAGUGGCGCUCGAGGGAGCUACGCACUACCUCGCGGUCGCUCAGGCGUUCGUAAACUCAGCGCCACACUUUGCUUCUUGGCUUACUGAAAACACCAGUGUAAGAGACGAGUUGUAA